This is a messenger RNA of Moneuplotes crassus, 468 nucleotides long. NCBI's taxonomy places the organism in Eukaryota, Ciliophora, Spirotrichea, Euplotida, Euplotidae. The record is from the annotation of a GenBank genome assembly.
UGUAAAAAUAUGCAUUUUGCCAUCUUCAUAAUCAAUUCGCAUGGGUCUUUGGUCUAUGACAACACAGCCUUAAGUGAUAAGAUCAAAAUUAAAUCAAAUGAUGCUCUGAGACUAGCUGGUACAUUCCAUACAAUGCAUAGUAUUUCUUCUCAAAUUACGCCAGAAUCUGCUGAAGAAGAAAAGUUUAUUGCUGGAACACAUCUGAGAGAUGGAAUUCAGACCAUCGAGUCUGACUCCUUCAAGCUGCAUUGAUACCAAGUGCUCACUGGGAUAAAGUUCCUCCUCGUAUCAGACGUAUCUACACCAGAGACAGAGAUGCACCACAUGCUUGCCGAGGUAUACCAAAUUUAUGGAGACUUUGUGUCCAAAAAUCCCUUCUACGAGCAAGAUAUGCCAAUCAGGAUGACUAAAUUUGACAAGGCGAUCGAAAAAUUAUUCAUGCCAUCUUAUUAUUAACCGUCAACAACU